Molecule: messenger RNA, 8281 nt
Organism: Trachemys scripta elegans
Lineage: Eukaryota; Metazoa; Chordata; Testudines; Emydidae
Gene: ARHGAP32
Product: Rho GTPase activating protein 32
Exons: 22
Coding region: 85-6228 (2047 amino acids)
Biological process (GO): small GTPase-mediated signal transduction
Cellular component (GO): cell cortex; Golgi apparatus; fibrillar center
Molecular function (GO): protein binding; GTPase activator activity; phosphatidylinositol phosphate binding
Source: RefSeq, a predicted model, not a curated record
GCUGCUGCUUUUACCACUAUCUAGACAGCUGCUUCCAUUGCAGGGACGCUAGGAACUGGAAGCAAUCUUGAUGAAUCCAAAAGAAUGAUGAAGUCCUCUGUACAUACAGAAGAGGAUGACUUUGUUCCAGAGCUUCAGAGAAGCAUUCAUCCCCGAGAGAGGCCGGAUUGGGAAGAGACUCUCAGUGCUAUGGCGAGAGGUGCAGAUAUCCCUGAGAUUCCAGGGGAGCUGCCUCUUCGGACGUGCGGCAGCACAGCGAGCAUGAAAGUGAAGAAUGUGAAAAAGUUAUCCUUUACCAAGGGCCACUUCCCGAAGAUGGCAGAGUGUGCACAUUUCCAUUAUGAGAAUGUGGACUUUGGCAACAUACAGCUUUCACUCCCGGAGGAACAGAAUGAAGUAACAAGGAACGGCUGUGAAUCCAAGGAACUGGUCUACCUUGUGCAAAUUUCUUGUCAGGGCAAGAGCUGGAUUGUGAAACGGAGUUAUGAAGAUUUCAGAGUCCUUGAUAAACAUCUCCACCUGUGUAUCUAUGAUCGGCGUUUCUCUCAGCUCUCAGAGCUACCCCGCUCCGAUGCCCUGAAGGACAGUCCAGAGCUUGUCACCCAGAUGCUGAUGGCUUACCUGUCCCGGCUCUCAGCCAUCGCAGGCAACAAGAUCAACUGUGGGCCUGCCCUCACAUGGAUGGAGAUUGAUAACAAGGGGAAUCACCUGCUAGUCCAUGAAGAAUCAUCCAUUAACGUGCCUGCCAUUGCGGCUGCCCACGUUAUUAAGAGAUACAUUGCUCAGGCAGCAGAUGAACUGUCCUUUGAGGUGGGAGACAUUGUGUCCGUUAUUGACAUGCCGCCAAAGGAGCUGACCACGUGGUGGAGGGGCAAACAUGGAUUUCAGGUGGGAUUCUUUCCGAGCGAGUGUGUUGAGUUAAUUAACGACAAAGUUCCUCAAUCUAUGACCAACUCUGUGCCAAAACCAGUGUCAAAAAAACACGGCAAGCUCAUCACUUUCCUACGAACAUUCAUGAAGUCGCGCCCAACGAAACAGAAACUGAAGCAACGCGGGAUCCUGAAAGAGAGGGUGUUCGGCUGCGACCUGGGAGAGCAUCUCCUCAACUCCGGCCAUGAUGUCCCCCAGGUCCUCAAGAGCUGCACCGAAUUCAUUGAGAAACACGGCAUUGUGGAUGGAAUAUACCGCCUGUCAGGAAUUGCGUCAAAUAUCCAGAAGCUACGCCACGAGUUUGACUCAGAGCAGAUCCCCGACUUGACUAAAGAUGUUUACAUUCAAGAUAUCCACUGUGUGGGCUCCCUCUGUAAGCUCUACUUCCGCGAGCUCCCCAACCCCCUGCUCACAUAUCAGCUGUACGAGAAGUUCUCAGAUGCUGUGUCUGCUGCUACAGAUGAAGAGCGAUUGGUUAAAAUUCAUGAUGUCAUCCAGCAACUACCCCCACCGCACUACAGGACACUGGAGUUCCUAAUGAGGCACUUGGCUCAUCUAGCAGAUUACUGCUCCAUCACAAACAUGCAUACCAAGAACUUAGCAAUUGUCUGGGCGCCAAACCUACUAAGAUCGAAACAGAUAGAGUCUGCCUGUUUCAGUGGAACAGCUGCCUUCAUGGAGGUCCGAAUCCAGUCCGUGGUGGUGGAAUUUAUCCUGAAUCACGUUGAUGUCCUCUUCAGCUCCAAACUCAGCUCAGUCAUACGAGACGGGGCAGGUCACACUUCCUUAUCACGCCCCAAAUCACUGCUCGUGUCCUCGCCCUCAACUAAGCUGCUCACCCUGGAGGAGGCACAAGCAAGGACGCAAGCCCAGAUCAACUCCCCUAUAGUGGCAGACAGUAAAUACAUUGAAGUGGGAGAAGGCCCUGCUGCAUUACAGGGGAAAUUCCACACCGUCAUAGACUUUCCAUCUGAAAGAAAAAGACCGCCCAACAAGAUGAAGAAAUCCCCUGUUGGCAGUUGGCGCUCCUUCUUCAACCUGGGAAAAUCCUCUUCUGUCUCCAAGCGGAAACUGCAGCGCAAUCCAAGUGAGCCCUCCGAAAUGAAAGCCAUAGCGCUGGCAGGUGGGAGAGGAGAUAGCGGGACCCUGCGCUCAGCUAAAAGUGAAGAGUCUCUCACUUCCCUGCAUGCUGUUGAUGGUGAAUCUAAACUGUUCCGGCCUAGAAGACCCAGGUCCAGUAGCGAUGCACUGUCUGCUUCCUUCAAUGGGGAGCUCCUGGGGACCAUGAACCGCUGCAAUUCUUAUGAUAACCUGCCCCAUGACAAUGAGAGCGAUGGGGACGAGGGGCUGAUUCAUGUUCCUGCCCUCAUCUCUCCUAGGUCAGCAGAAGAUGUUGACCUGAGCCCACCGGAUAUUGGAGUAGCUAGCCUGGAUUUUGACCCUAUGUCUUUUCAGUGCAGUCCACCCAAGGCAGAGUCCGAGUGCAUGGCUAGCAGCAUCUCUCUGUUGGAGUCCAUGGGUUUUAACAGGGACAAGCCAAGCGUAGCUAAGAAGGAUUUGGAGUCUGGAAGCCAGAGUCAGACCCCUGGCAGUGCCACAAGUUCUGAACCAGUGUCCCCCUUCCAAGAGAAAAUGAGUCCCUUCUUUACUCUGGACCUGAGCCCAACUGAGGAGAAAGAAUCCAAAACCCACUCCUUCUCGGAGAAGGUUGCCCAUGCCUUCUCACCUAAGACGGGCCGAAAGCCAAUCAAGUCUCCGCUGGUGACUAUAUCAGAGCCAGUCUCUUUGACGCUGCCCAGACAAGCAUGUGAAGGGAUGCCUAGUGCUGCGGGGAAUGCGGCUUCUCCAAACUGGAGCAAAAGCGUCAACGAAGCCACAGACAGGUCCCCAACCCAGAGGAUGUCUUUGUCCCUGAAAGCCAGCGAGAUGGCAGCAGGUGAGGGAUGCCACCAAGAGGCCCAGACCCAGGUGACUGCUGCCAAGCCAGAGUUGCAAGAAGAAGGGGAGCGACCCAUGCCAAGCAGCCAGAAUAAGACUGUACCUUCUGGACACACUCAGCCAGGAGCAGUUGCCCUCGACUCCCCCCAGGAUCCUGUUCCUGUCAGUUCUGUGUCUCUUAUCCCUCCUCCUCCUCCGAAAAACGCAGCACGCAUGCUGGCCUUAGCGUUAGCUGAGUCCGCACAGCAAGCAUCUACUCAGUCCCAGAAGAAGCCAGGAGAUGCUCAUUCUGACUGUACAAAUUACAGAGAGACUGACAUUGGUAUAGCUAUAGAAAAGGUCCACCUCUCUGCUGGGGCUGCUCCAGACAAGCUCCAUCUGUAUACGGAUGUUCCUGAGAACCAAAUCCACUUCCAGAGUGGGGCACCUGGGGAUCAACUCCAGAGUGGGGCACCUGUAGACCAGGACCUCACUAGGACACCUGGGGACCGCAGUCAUCUACACCGUAGUACACCUGGAAACAGGGACCAGCCCCAUCUGCAUACUGGCAUGCCUGGGGACUUGCAUAGUGGCACAAAGGUGGACUGGAACCACUCCAACUUCCAUACUGGAACAGUGGGGGACGAGGACCACUUCCCCUCCCAUUCAGGUGGCCCUGGGGAUUGGGAGCACACUCCUCUCCAUACAGGUGCUUUGCUUAGCCGGGAACCAUCCACAACAGAUGUGCCUAUAGACCAGCCACACCUCCAUACUUGCAUAUCUAUGGAUAAGUAUCACAUCCCUGUGGAGAAGCUUCAUGUUCCUGCCAGCACAGCUGAUGACAAACUCCAGCCUCCUCCUGUAGCUGCCAGGGAGAAAACCGCCAUGGCUACAAUGACAUACAUGACAACUACCCAGACACCAGCAACUGAGAUGAGUCAUGGAACAGCAGGUCAGCACAUGGCCUCUGAACCCACCGCUCAGGCAGAUGUUAUUGUCACGGCUGCUCAGCGCAUUCUUAUGACCAAUUCCCUAGCACCAUCUCAGAGACAAGCAGACCAUCAGCCAGCCAUGGGACAAGUUCCAGCCGUAGCCACCAAAGGAUCAAGUAGUUCCAACCAGGUACGAGGAGCACCGCCUCCAGAGAAGCCGCCUGAGCCUCGACUAGCGGAGCCUGCUCCAGUUUUUGUCACCGAAAGUAGCUCCGCUAUCCGAUGUACCUCGUCCACCUCUGCGUCCCACCAGGGCCAUUUGGAAAAGUCCCGAGAGAACGUCAGGGCUCCCUCUUUGCACCUGCGUUCGGAAUUGGUCCCCACACACUCCUCCUAUGGCUUUGCGCCCCCCAUCCCGCCCGUGAGAACGCUGGAGAGUAAGAUAGCUGCAGCCAUGCACUCCAACAGUAUGGAUGCAGUGAAUACCUCCACUUACCAUUCCUUCCUGGCUUCCUCCAUUCUGCCAUCAUCUGUGGAGGAGGCUUUGCCCCCACCGCCACCGCCCAAGCACGCCUCUCUGCAGUCUGCAUAUCUGCCCCAUCCCAAGCCAGAGAGCAUCCCUGAGCCGCCCAUGUCAGAGAACUAUCUGCACCACAAGCCAGCGUCCGUCCAUCAGUACAGGCCAGAGAGCGUCCCGCCGCAUCUCUCCUACCACGGCAAAUCCGACCAGCACCAAGCUUAUGCCUCCAGGUCGGAAACGCCCACUUCCAUGGGCCCCCGCUACACCGCCUAUGCCAGCCAAGGGAAGAACACGUCAGCCCAUCAUUCCAAGCCUCGCAACCGCGUGGAGUACGCGUCCUCCAUGAGCCCUACCACCCUGCGGAGCACAGGGUAUGCGGAGGAGCCUCCGCCCUACCCCACCAUCCGCCGGGUGCAGUCAUUGCACGUUUCCACCCCUUCCACCAUCCGCUCCGUCCCCAUUUCGCGGACAGAGGUGCCUCCCGAUGACGAGCCCGUGUACUGCCCGCGGCCCCUUUAUCAGUAUAAGCCAUGCCAGCCCCACUCAGAUUAUCACGUCACUCAGCUGCAGCCUUACUUCGAGAAUGGGCGCGUGCAUUACAGGUAUAGCCCUUAUUCCAGCUCGUCUGGCUCCUCUUAUUACCCCACAGCAGCAGAUGGGGGGUUUUAUGACCUGGACCCCUACAGCACGAUGCGGCUUAGGCAUUUCCACCCCCUUCCUAGCCGAGACUUUGCAUCUUACACCUCCAGGCUGCAAAAUAAGAAUCUGUACCGCUAUCCCGGCCUGCCUGCCUAUCCUCGGGGAGGCCUGAUGAGCCACCUGGCAGGAAAAGAGCACAGCUUUAUCAGCAGAGAUGUGCCCCCAGCCCCGGACAUCAAGCACACAUACAUGUCAUGGGACCUGGAGGACAUGGAGAAAUACCGCCUGCAGUCCAUCCGCCGGGAGAGCCGCUCACGCCAGAAAGUGAAAGGGCCCGUGAUGUCCCAGUACGACAACGUGACUCCUCUGCUGCAGGAGGAGCUGGGGGGGCUGGACAUCAUCCACCUCCGCAGCAAAUCGGAUCCUGGGAAAACUGGUCUCCUGACUGUAGCCGAAGGGAAAGAAGGGAGGUAUCCAACCAAGGCAGCCACCCCCGAAGGGGACGAGCGUUACUAUCUGCAGCGCUCCGAGCCGGAGCCGGACAGGUCCCAUUACCAUGGGGCCUAUGGGAACGGGCAGUCAGAGAAGCCUUCCCUCCCCCAGAAGCAGAGCAGCAUCAGGAGUCGAAAGCUGCAUGAGCCGGGCUGCAACGCUACAGAGCACAGGGGACACCUGCAGCAGGAAGCGAGCCAUCGGCAGCCUUCGGAAUCCAAAAAUGGGCCCCCUUACCCAGACUACAGGCCCAAGGGUGGCCAGGAACCCAUGGAGCCCGUUGGUUUCCAGCACGCGGGUGGGAAGUACGUCACAGCCGGACAGGAGGCCCUGCGACCCAACCACAAGGAGGUGAAGCUGGCAGAGGACCGGCCGGACUUGGAAAGGCCUCGAGCCAGGCAAAUAGCCCCUGCCGAGAAACACACCAGAGACUGCUAUAAUAAAGAGGAGGAGCACCACGUCCAACCCAUGGCGCCGCCUCCCAAGCCAGAACGGAGCCACAGCCUCAGACUCCGGCAUCCGGAGAGCAUGGACAGGGACCCCGGCCUCCUGUACCCAUACCAAACCCUUGGCAAACGCCAAAGCAGUCUGACAGUGGUGUCCCAGUACGAUAAUUUGGAGGAUUACCAUACCAUGCCUCAGCACCAAAGAGGGGGCUACCUUGGAGGAGGGGCGUUCAUGCCCCCUGGCUUUCCCCAUUCACACAGUAGGACAUAUGCCACAGCAUUGGGCCAAGGGGCCUUCCUCCCUUCAGAGCUGUGUUUGCAGAGGCCAGAAACAGAGAUCCAUGCCGAGUGAGCUGGGGGAAGGAGGGAUAGAGCCUAAGCAGCCUCUGCUGGACAGUGGACUGUUUUAUUUUUUCAAUGACAAAAUUUAAAACAAAAAAACAAACAAAAAAACCCCCACCCCCAUGAGCAAAGCAAACCCACUCUCAACCCUGCCACCAGCUCACCACUCAAUGUUUGUCCUAGGUGUAUAGUUUUCUUUCAUGUCGUUUGAGAGGUUGGAAUGAUCACGCAGGCUGUGUUGGCAUGUGAAAAGAUGAGCCAGGACCCAGAGCAGAUCUGAAAGAGGCAUGGUAGGGAGGGGAAGGGAAAAGGGGGUUUCCUUCCCCUGAUUUGACAUAGGCUGGUGGUUGCAUGCAGCUCUUCUCUUGGUGUCUCCCAAGCAUAUCUAGUCACUCUCCCAACAUCAGAGGAGUUGCAUGGAUAGGUUUUACCCUUUGAAUGAGAUGCCGUGGGGAAGUCUCUGUCCUGACCCUUUCAGAUUGAAUCAGUAACACACUGAAGCUGUCCUUUCCCCACAGCUUGCAAAGUGUGUGUUUCCUCCUAGAUUACUGGUGCUCUGCAUCCCCUUGAAAAUUGUGGAGGGGUAACUGGGCCUAAUCCAGUUCCCACUGAAGUAGGAGUGGGAGUGGGAUUGGCCCCAAGCCAGGUCACAGAGCUGUUACAGAACAGAGUCUGGUUUUUAAAGGCUCAUUGAACAAGCAGCUUCUAGCUAGAGAAGGGAUAUUUACUGAAACUCCAGCAUUCACCCUCAUUCUGAUACUAUAAAUGGAGACGAGUUUUGAAAGCAAAGCGAGCCAGGGCAGCACUUCUACCUUUGAAAGUAAAAAACCCACCCUUCUCCCCUGCCACGCACACUCUUGGGCACAGGUGAUUGAGCAGCAUACAUAUUUCAUGCUAAUUCCUCUUUACUUACAGGCUACCCACAGAACCAGCUAUUUAAUUGCACGUCCUAGCUGGCCUGACACUACCAUCUAUUUACAAUGUCACUAGAUGAUUGUGUCCAGCUUAUAAACUAGAGCACAGGUUCCCUGCUGGGAGCAACUUGCAUAAUCACCAACUUAGCUGCAUGACCAUGGAGUUGCUCUGGGCCAAAUAACUCAGUCCUUACUUCAGGAAAACUCCUGUUGACUUUCAUAUUCAGCCUACAGGAUGAGGCCCUCUUUUAGUACUGCCUCACCCACAGUGAGUUGCUGUAAGUACAGAGCAGUUACGUGUUGUGGGCACUAUGAAAUUGCAUUUCCUCCCUUAUUGCAAGUGUCGUUCACACCAGGAUUCAGGCAUUGGGGUAGGGUGAAGGGAUGGGACAAUGCACCUCUUUAUAACACACUCCUGGUGUUGCCCUGCCUAUUUAAAAUGCUUUCCCUACUUCAUAGAAACAAGACAGCGUUUCAUCUGCAGCCUCUCUGGAUUCACAGCCAUUUUAACCCCACCUUAAAGCACAUACAUUUUAUGAGACAGGGCUUCCUAGAAAAUACUUGUCAUUUAGCAUUUAAAAUAUUCAGAAUUCACCCAUGCUACGGGGACCUUUCCUGUAUUGUUGGAUCACACAACUUCUCUACCUGUUUUGAAAUUCAGAGGGUUUAUUUAAAGAAAGCAUCUGAGAAGUUCUCUUAGCUGAAAGUCCUGGAGCUAGUAUAGCUAAGAUUAUUAAAGUAACUUAUGUCAGAGCCUCCUAGAACAAGUGUUUUAUUCAUUGCUAUUUUUGGCUUUUAAAGUAAUAAUAAAAACCUGUCAGUGCUCACAAGGGAACAACACACUUCUAAUAGGUACCUAGUCAUUAGAACCAGUUUGGUUCUUUUAAUCUCAUAGCCUUUUCUGGGUCUGUUUUAACUAGGAUAGCCUAUGGUCUGAUUUUAUUGUGCAAUGUAUUGUUUUAAGAAGAAUGUUUAAUAUAGAGAGUUUUUCCUAAAUGUUAUGGAAAUAAAUUUAGCGGUCAGGAAAAAAGCACUGUGAUCUAGGUUACCUCAAUAUCAUUCACCUUGUGACUAACUAGAGGGUGUUUUUCUUUUUUGGGGGGAGGUGUGUGUGGGGGGGGUAUGUGAAAGGAUAAAGCAUGAAAGGGC